Molecule: messenger RNA, 2163 nt
Organism: Trematosphaeria pertusa
Lineage: Eukaryota; Fungi; Ascomycota; Dothideomycetes; Pleosporales; Trematosphaeriaceae
Exons: 2
Coding region: 1-2163 (720 amino acids)
Source: RefSeq, a predicted model, not a curated record
AUGAGCAACGAACCCAACAACUCGACAGCUCCCGCAAAAAUGACAAAGCCAGCAGUGCGAUUCGCGGAUGUCGAACCCGUGGAGCUCACGCGCGAGGUGCUCGGAGAUGCCUUACUAGGUCCCGCACAUCAGCGCGAGGCCCUCGAUCUCCAAGUGUCCAUGAAGGAGCUGGGCGCCUUUCUGUGGACCCUCCUGGAACACCGUGACGAUCUCCUCAACGCCGACAUUACUCUAGAAAUCUUCGGCAGCCCGGAUGCGCACCCCACGCGCCCGGGCCCCCAGCUGCUCAUGUCAUGCACAGGCCUCUUCCAAAGUACCAACCUUGGUCUCCGCGACAUGUCGGAGCUAUGGGAAGACCUUGAAGCCGGGAAGCCAUCAGCCUUACUUGCUGUCAUUCUAAAGCUGCUCUCCUAUUUCGGAAACCUCGUCCAUCUAAACAUGAGGGAAUGCCGACUGCACGAGCUGCCCAUGUUCAACAUGCUCUUCAACGACCCGAAGGUAUCGCCGCUCGAUGGGCAACCAACGUGGAACAGGCCGCUGCACUGGAAGAAAGGAUACCCGGGCGCCGUACUCCACGAAGUUGCAGGGAAACUGGAGACGCUCCAGAUGCCGAUGACGUGGAGUAUCGCGUCUGCAAUAUCCUCGCCGCCGUACAAAACAAUGACCCCGAUCUGUCACCUUCCGGGCUUCAGCCAGCUGCGCGAGCUAGCUAUCCCGUACGCGGCAGUCAUACCGCGUCCGAAGACGAGUCUACGCGCAUUGCCGACUUCGGCGCUGCCUUCCACGUUAGAGACGCUGGGGAUCUUCGACGCCUAUCCUUCGCGCUUCCUUUCUGAUUUCCUGAGAGCGGCAAGGGUGGCGAAGAGGGAGCAUGGGAUGCUGAAAGCGCUAGAGAAGGUUGAGAUUCAUUGCAAUGACAGCUUUCCGGUGGGUGGCUAUGAUGAGUUGGAGGAAGUAGCGAAGCAUUCAAACGGGUUCGCGGAGCGUGAAGCACAUUACUUCCUAGUUAGGUUGGGUGCCGUCACGCAUGCGGUGGUGGAAGUAAACGAACACAUAUAUAUUCGGCCCUCAGAACGUUCGAUGCUUGCGGUAUACCCUUCACCAAGACGAGGCGAAACGAGAAAGAAAAUGGAGAAAGCUCCCCUAGAAGGAAUACCGAAAAAAAUCUUCCAGCAGAUAUGCACCUCUAUCUGCGGUGGACAGCAUGAUCUAUCCACCCAAAGAGACCUCAUCAACCUGAGUGAAAGCUGCAAUCGACUGGCCCCAGCCGUACGUUACGUAAUAUUGCAGCAUGUCAUCGUUGACAUUACGAGGUUAGGAAGCCUCCUUCAAUAUUACUUGAAAUAUAGGAGCGACCAACCGCAGGGGUCUUGCAUUCUAGAGAUCACCUCAGGCCCUGGUCUUCCAGUAGCCAACAUCCCGGAUGGGAGGCUCAUCAGCGAGUGCGAAGACAGGAUCUUUGAACACCAGUCGGAGGUUCAGAGCCAAGCCGAGUGGCUGAAUGACCUCGUAACUGGAAAUCUCGAAGCAUUUCUUGGUCUAGUGCUUAUGCAACCCCCGGGACUGACGGACCUGCGGCUAGGUAGAAGUCGACUCCACGCUUUCCCGCUCCUCAACAGGCUGUUCAAUGAGCCUCAGGUCGUCAUUAGACGCGGCGGGUAUGACUGGCAACGUCCCUCGCCAUGGAGUCGUAAUUAUCCAGAUGAGAUCUUCGACUGGAUCGCACCCAGGUUGAAAGCGCUCGAGCUGCCAGGCCAUUGGGAUAUGGUCCACGCGUAUGACCCCACCGGCGUCAGGUUAAUGCCCCGCGUAGCCACUCUCAAAGCCUUCACCUGCUUGGAACGCUUGUCGGCGCCUUAUGAUGCACUGAUUUCUUUGCCUGGUCUGCAUGUACCGAGCGGUGCCGUCCCUCAUGUUCCCAUUGAGAACUUUCCCCCGACUCUCCAGAUAUUGGUAAUAACCGAUGCCUCUCGGAACCAUAGAAUGUUUCAAUUCUUGGAGCAGUUGCUGGUCAAGAGGAAGGAGAAGGGUAUGCUUCCAGUGCUCAGCCGAGUUGAGGUAUGCUCUGGGAACCGGUUAGAGCCUUCCUUAGGAAACAACGCCGAGGAGGAUACCAUAGUGGCGAAUGGGAGGCGGCUGGGGAUAGAGAUAUGCUUCGGGUAA